AUGCAAAUCCCACAACAGCCACCACCACAGCCAUUCUCCUCCUCCUCCUCCUUCUCCUCCUCCUCCUCCUCCUCGACAAAUGACAACACCAAAACUACACUCUCCAUAAUUCUAACCACCUCCUUUUUCUCCCUCCUCUUCAUUUUCACCCUCUCCUCUUACUCCCUCUCCACCUCCUCCAUAUCCACCCACCCCCGACCCGACCCCUAUCUCUUCCCCAAUCGCCAACCCACUUUAACUAAAAUCCCUUCUGAUCCGACGCCACCAUCCAUCGCCUACUUGAUAUCGGGGUCCAAGGGUGAUUUGGAUCGGAUCCUUAGACUUUUGUAUGCCACUUACCACCCCAAAAAUCAGUACUUGCUCCACUUAGACCUCUUUGCUCCACAAAGUGACCGUGACCAAUUAGCUCUCACUGUUCAAUCCGUGCCUAUUUUUAAAGCUGCACAAAAUGUAAAUGUGAUAGGGAAGGCUGAUUUUGCUUACCCAAAAGGGUCUUCUGCCAUUUCAGCCACACUUCAUGGUGCUGCUAUAUUGUUGAGGUUGUCAAAGAAAUGGGAUUGGUUUGUUAAUCUUGGUGCUGGUGAUUAUCCACUUGUCACUCAAGAUGAUCUUCUUCAUAUUUUAUCCUAUUUGCCUAAAAAUCUCAACUUUGUCAACCACUCAAGUUACAUUGGCUGGAGAGAGAUUAGACAAUUGAAGCCAAUAAUUGUUGAUCCGGGGCUUUACUUAUCGGAGAAAUCUGAUAUGUUUUAUGCUAGUCAAAAGCGAGAUUUACCUAAUUCUUUCAGGCUAUUUACAGGAACUUCUUUUUCGAUUGUAACUCGAAAUUUUAUAGAUAACUGCAUCUUGGGUGUGGACAACCUUCCGAGGAUCCUAUUGAUGUAUUUAUCAAAUACACCUUCAUCCCUAAUCAACUAUUUCCCAACAAUCAUAUGCAAUUCUCAUCAGUACAAUAGGACUGUCAUAAACCAUAACUUACAAUAUGUAGCCUUUGAGAAGCCUUCUAAGAAGGUGCCUCGCACACUUAAUUCUAGUGAAUUUGAUGCUAUGAUUCUGAGUGGAGCAGCCUUUGCCUCUCAAUUUAAGUUAGAUGAUCCUGUGCUUGAUCGCAUUGACCAAGAUGUUUUGGGGCGAAAUCCUGGUGAAGUUGCACCUGGUGGCUGGUGCUUGGGUGGUGAGCCUGGAAAUGUAACAUGUUCUGUUUGGGGUGAUGCUGAUGUUUUGAGGCCUGGCACAGGAGCAGCAAGACUUCAAAAACUAAUUGUUAGAUUGCUGUCAAAUGGUGAAUUUCACUCUCGUCAAUGUAUAAUUGAAUGA
Dovyalis caffra is the source of this 1317-nucleotide messenger RNA. Lineage: Eukaryota; Viridiplantae; Streptophyta; Magnoliopsida; Malpighiales; Salicaceae. The record is from the annotation of a GenBank genome assembly.